CAAAUUUGUAAAUCUUUGUGACACAAAAUUAUUACAUUUGGAGCAAUUUGAUCAAUUGGAUUUUGGAGUCUCAUGCUUGCUCAUGCUGCGCAUGUGCACGAGUGGAAGCUAAAGUGUCUUUUCUGUCUCUUUUGACGCGUGGACGUUCGGUGAUAAGGAUGGCUCCGAGAUACGAGUUGGCCGUUGGCCUCGACAAGGGUCACAAAACGACAAAGAUCCGCGUGGCUAAAAGCAAAUCCGAGAAAGAAAAGACCGUCUGUCUGCGACCAUCUAGGCUAAAAGGGAAGCAAACCAAGCACAGCAAGUUUGUGAGGGAUCUGAUCCGAGAAGUCACGGGACAUGCUCCUUAUGAGAAGCGCGCCAUGGAAUUGUUGAAAGUGUCAAAAGACAAACGCGCCCUGAAAUUCUUGAAAAGAAGGUUGGGUACACACAUUCGUGCCAAGAGGAAGCGAGAAGAACUUGGAAAUAUCCUGGUACAGAUGAGAAAAGCAGCUGCUCAUCAUUGAUUAUACUUAUUAAGAUUAUAAAACCUAUAAUACUUGAAUAAAUCAACAUCAAUUUCGAUAAAUCGAGUAUUAUUUAAGAAUUUGAAUACUCUAUGCUUUUCACUUUCCACUGUGCUAACCACUUUCAAAUAAAUCAUAUAAUCAAAAAA
Molecule: messenger RNA, 655 nt
Organism: Monomorium pharaonis (pharaoh ant)
Lineage: Eukaryota; Metazoa; Arthropoda; Insecta; Hymenoptera; Formicidae
Gene: RpL36
Product: 60S ribosomal protein L36
Exons: 4
Coding region: 159-506 (115 amino acids)
Biological process (GO): cytoplasmic translation
Cellular component (GO): cytosolic large ribosomal subunit; ribosome
Molecular function (GO): structural constituent of ribosome
Source: RefSeq, a predicted model, not a curated record